AUGAGAGUGGCCAGAAGAAUUGUAGAGGGAUCUGAGAGAUUGCAAUAUCAAAAAUUGUGGGACUACUGUGAGGAACUUAGGAGGCAAAAUCCUAAUUCUACAUUUGAUUUGACAGUACAUAGACCUACUUUAGAGCUGCCACCAACAUUUGAUAUUUGCUUUAAUGCAAAUGUUCAGGGGUUUAAAGAAGGAUGCAGGCCUUUCAUUGGGCUGGAUGAGUGUUUUCUAAAGGGGUAUUAUGGAGGACAGUUACUGUCUGCUGUUGCUCAAGAUGUCAAUCGACAUUUCUAUGUGAUUGCAGUAGCUGUUGUUGAGCAAGAAAGUAGGGAUACAUGGAGUUGGUUUUUGAGAAAUUUGCUUGGGGAUAUUGGACAGUACAGUGACAAUGAGAGUUACAAAUUUCAAGUGUGGAAAAUGCCCCAAUGCAAGGUGGUUGAUUUAGGUGCUGGAACUUGCAAUUGUAGAAUGUGGCAGUUAACUGGAAUACUAUGUGCACAUGCUAUUGCUUGUAUGGCUUACAAUAAUUUGGAACCCGAUAAGUUUAUUCACUCAUGGUAUUCUACUGAACGAUGGAGAGCCACUUAUGUUCCAUACAUUGAACCAAUUACUGGUGAAAGUGAUUGGCACUGCACUGAACUGCCACCAAUUGAACCACCUGCAUUUAAAAGACCAGCUGGAAGGCCUAAGCAAAGGAGAAGACAUUCUAAUGGUGAAGCAAGCACAUCUGGCAACUCCUCCAGGGCAACAAGAAAGUAUGGUGAGAUUCACUGCUCUAGAUGUGGAGAGGCUGGUCACAACAUUAGAAGAUGUAUGAAUGAAGCCACUAAUGAUGCUCCAAAUAUGAGGGGAAAUAGAAGAACAAGCGAGGGUCUUAAUGCAUAUGAUUCAUAG
This is a messenger RNA of Punica granatum (pomegranate), 891 nucleotides long. NCBI's taxonomy places the organism in Eukaryota, Viridiplantae, Streptophyta, Magnoliopsida, Myrtales, Lythraceae. The record is from RefSeq and is a predicted model, not a curated record.